AUGGAAGAUGAUGGAAAUGAUCAUGUCAAUUAUUUGUUGUGCAAUUCAUUCUUCCAAGAGGCUGAGACGGAUGCUCUUGGUGGUAUAACUAAGUUCAAGAUGCAUGAUCUUGUUUUUGAUUUGGCAAAUUCUCUUUCAAGGGUUGACAUUGUAACAGUUGGGUUUAAAGAUCUAAAAAACAGUUCUGAUGCUCUUCAUUUGAGACUGUAUACAAAUGGUGAGAUAGAACACUUGUCCUUUGUUGAUGAAGAUGAUGUAGUGGAAGGUCUUCGAUCUCAUCCAAAUCUGAAACAACUGUCCAUUGAAAACUUUGGAGGUGAUAAUUUACCUCGAUGGAUGAUGAGUGGGUGUGAAUUCUCUAUCACUAAUUUAGUGCUACUCAAUCUUGAAAAAUGCCAGAGAUUGGAACAUGUCCCCCCACUUGGACAGCUACCAUCUCUUAAGAUUCUUUGUCUGAAAGGAACGAAAAGGAUGAAGAGUCUUGGCAGUGAUUUCUAUCAUGGAGAUGGUAGCAAUAGUACUCAAGCUUCCCUUACUACAACAGCAUUCCCUUCAUUGGAAGAGCUUUCCCUCCAAAGUUUGCCUAGCUUAGAAGAAUGGAUGGAACCGCAAGGCUCAUUCCCUUCCUUCCCUUGCCUUGAGUGGAUAUUUGUAGAAGAUUGCCCCAAGUUAGUGACUAUGCCCAGUCGGUUUCCUUCUCUUAAAAUACUCCACAUCAUAAGAAGUAAUGGCAUCUUGCUGAGGUUAGUCGUGGAGGUUCUCUCUCUUAUUGAACUAUAUAUAAUUGAAGUAUCAGAGGUUAAGUUUUUACCAAAAGGAAUAUUGGACAACAAUAUCAAAGAAUUACAUAUAGAGAAUUGCCCCAACCUUGAAGCAAUCAUUAUGCCAAGCGAGGAGAGUUUACUGCAAGUCCUCCCAUCAUCUCUUGAAAUGCUUCUUGUAAGUCAAUGCCCUUCUCUGGUGUCAUUUCCAGAUUUACGAGGUCUACACUCUAUUCGGAAUUUUUGUUUUCCAAGAAAUGAAAAAAUCACUCGAUUACCAGAGGGACUACACACCCUCCACACCCUUGAAUUGUUGAGUAUUGGUGGGUUUUCAUCAGAGCUGGAGUCCUUUCCUGACUUGGAGCCUCUCCAACGCUUGUCCUCCCUUCGAAACUUACAUAUUUUUGGGUGGUCUAAGCUUACGUCUCCUCCUGAGCAACUUCAAAGUCUCACCCAAUUGGAAUCAUUGGGAAUAAAUAAGUUUCAUAGUGUGACAACUCUGCCAGAGUGGCUCGAGAACCUUUCUUUGCUUCGAAUAUUGUCUCUUGAAGAAUGCAAUAAUCUGAUGUAUCUUCCAAAAGUGGAAGGAAUGCGAUGCUUCACAGCAUUAAGGAAAUUGACUAUUAGAAAUUGCUCCAUUCUCAAAGAAAGAUGCAGCAGGGGAAGAGGUGAGGAGUGGCCUAAGAUUAAACACAUACAGAACAUCCAAAUUGAUUGCCAAUAUGUGUAA
Macadamia integrifolia is the source of this 1491-nucleotide messenger RNA. Its product is annotated as putative disease resistance protein RGA3. Bases 1 to 1491 code for a protein of 496 amino acids. Lineage: Eukaryota; Viridiplantae; Streptophyta; Magnoliopsida; Proteales; Proteaceae. The record is from RefSeq and is a predicted model, not a curated record. The transcript is spliced from 2 exons.